AGUAACCAGGAAGAUUAACAGCGAUGAGCAACACUCCCUGCAUAUAUUAGCUAGUUAGCUUUUAGCAGUCUCCCUGAAAUAAAGGGAAGUUUAAUGUUUUUUCCCCCUCUGUGUUUUUCCCCCACUUCAAAAAGCUGCCUGUAAUAUCGUUCGCUCUGCGUAGCUCACAUCGAUGAUGUUUUUUAUUUUUUAUUUAUUUAGUUGCGUGUCAAUUUCUUGUAGCUAAUAUUUGUUCGACUUUCUGGAUUUACCAUUUGUAAUGACACGCACUGUUUUCUCCUAAAGGAGGGAGCUACAAUGGAACCUGAUCCAAGAAGGAUUUGAGCUCUCUCUCACUGUGGAGAUGCCAGCGGUUGCCCGGGAUAAGGAGGAUUUGGAAUCCUCUGCUGAAGACGAACAUGAGGGCCAUCCUUGUAUUGCCUGGAGUGGCCUGAGCAGGACAAUCCCAAUCUUCUUGUUUUUCCCUGAAGCCAUUGUUUCGAAGGAUGGAACUGUCUGUGCUGGUGGAGAGCGAUACAACAUGACCUUCAAGAUUGUGCGCACAGAGAGUCGCCUUGUGCGGGGGAUACUGACCAAUCAUGGUUUCCAUGAGGUUCACUCAAAUAGCAACGAUUUUAACCUCAUGUGGACAGGAUCACACCUGAAGCCUUACCUACUCCGAAGCCUUCAAGAUUUCCAGAAGGUCAACCACUUUCCCAGAUCUUAUGAACUGACCCGCAAAGAUCGGCUUUAUAAAAACAUCCAACGAAUGCAGGAGGCCCAUGGCUUCAAAAACUUCCACAUAGUUCCACAGACCUUUGUGCUUCCGUCGGAAUACCAGGAAUUCUGCAGCUGUUUUGCCAAGGACAAGGGCCCUUGGAUAAUUAAACCAGUAGCAUCUUCACGAGGACGAGGCAUCUACUUAGUCAGCAAUCCAAAUCAGAUAUCAGUUGAUGAGAACAUUUUGGUGUCCCGCUAUAUUCAUAACCCUCUACUGAUAGAUGAGUUCAAGUUUGAUGUGCGCUUGUAUGUGUUGGUCACAUCAUAUGAUCCACUCCUCAUCUAUGUAUAUGAGGAGGGCCUCGCUAGAUUUGCCACCGUCAAGUAUGACAGGACUGCAAAGAAUAUUAAGAACAACUUCAUGCAUCUCACCAACUACAGUGUGAACAAAAAGAGCAGCGAUUAUGUCAGUUGCGAUGACCCUGAGGUUGAGGACUAUGGGAACAAGUGGAGUAUGAGUGCAGUGUUGCGCUACUUGAGGCAGGAGGGGAAGGACACCACACUGUUGAUGAGACAGGUAGAGGAUGUGAUCAUCAAAGCUGUGCUCAGUGCACAGAUGCAGAUCGCUGGCGCCUGCAAGAUGUUCAUUCCUUACCAGACCAACUGCUUUGAACUUUAUGGAUUUGAUGUGCUAAUUGACUCCAACCUAAAACCCUGGUUGUUGGAGGUGAACCUUUCUCCAUCUUUGGCCUGUGACGCCCCCUUGGAUUUGAAGAUAAAGGCCAGCAUGAUUGCAGAUAUGCUCUCACUUGUGGGCUUGGUGUGUCAGGACCCUCUGAUGAGUAAGCCACGCUCUGACCCCAGCCUCAAGCAGCCAGCCCAAAGAACACAGUGGCAGAGGCCCCCAGCAGCCACUAACAGUGAACUAGUGGAGUUGAAAGACAAGCCAGGAGGAGACCGCAUUCUGGGCUUGACUGUUGAGCAGAUCAAAGUCUUGAGGAGGACAAGGGAGGAGUAUGAAAGGAGAGGAGGCUUCAUCCGAAUAUUCCCCACUGAAGACACAUGGGAGCUCUAUGGUGGAUAUCUGGAGUCCAAGACAUCAUUGAACUCAAUGUUGGCAAACAGACUUUUCCAUGGAAGGAAUCCGAGCGGGAAUGCGCAGCUGCAGAUGGACACAAUUGAUGGCUACCACGCCGUCCAGUACGAGAGGAAGCUGCCGUCUCUGGAGGCCCGUAAGAGGAGACGGCACCACCUGAGUCAUCGCUCUGCUGCUGGAAAGAAGAAAUGGGGGAAGGAAUCCAAGGCCUCCCUGAUGGAGAGCAGUGGCCUGGAGGGAGAGGACUGCAUACAGGAGGAAAGAGCGGAGAUGAAACAUGUUCUCAAGCCAGUCUCACACAAGGAUUUGGUAGCAGAGCAAAGAAAACAAGUGGCUUCACCAGUGCAGAGCUCUCACAGCGAGGCUGUGUCCAGCUCGCAGGCAGCAACGCGCAACAGCAGGCCCCAUGUCAACCUGCUUCACUUCCUCCAGCAGGGGGGGGACAUCAGGUCAGGUAAAGUGCAAGCCCGGAUGACCUUUUCCUCUUACCUACAGCGGGUUCAACAAAGACUUUUGGAAGAGAGCAGGGUCAAAGGCAUUCCAGCUUGGGUAGACAAGGACAAUGAUCAAAUGGAGCUUGUAGUUCGCUUCCUGAGAAGGGCUGCCAGUAACCUCCAGCAAGACGUUAAGAUGGUUAUGCCCAGUCACCAGCUACCAGUCCAAGACCGCAGACGCAUCCUGUCCCACCAACUAGGAGAGUUUAUUCAAUGUUACGAAAAGGAAACUGACCAUAUAGUGAAAAAACAGCAGAACAGUACAGAGGAGAAGUGUGUUGCCGCCAGUGUGUUUCAUGACUACAUCACGGCUGCGAGUGAAAGUGAUCUGGAGGAAGUACUGACGUUCUACACACAGAAAAAUAAAUCAGCCACCGUCUUCCUCGGAAAAAAAAUCAGGCGUGUUAAAAAAGCCUUUCAUGAAAUACGUGCCUCCGAAGAGCCAGGCAACUGUAAGACUUCCAAAAUUCUGCCUGUGGCCAAAGCGGAUUCCAGCUCGUUAGAAUCAACGCCCUCCACAGGAAAAGUCAGCAGUGACACAGACACCAAAGUCACUGAAAGUCAACCCCUGGUUUGUUUGUCUGAAGGCCAGCUGACCGGAUUUGGACAUGCAAAAAUCCAUCCGCAAAGCCAGGCUUCCCAAACCUGCUCGAGCUUUCCCGUGACUUCAGACUUCCCCCGUAUUCAUCAACAGAGCUGCUCUCUCAACCCUUCAUCCCUGCGUCGUCAUCGUUCUCCACCUCUGCCGCUUCGCCCGCAUCCUCCAUCCUAUGCACAGUCCUUGGCAAAGUCUCAAAUCUGCCAGACUGAGACACUCAACGACUCUCCUGUUUACACCCCUACCCCUGUGUCUAUGGGGCAACCAACCCAGGUUCUCUGGAGGGUCCCAUCUUGCACAGUGCUCACAUCAAGCUCUGGAGCAUCUUCUUCCAUCACCAGUGCCCUACACAUCUAUAGCAAGAAGCUCUCUAGACCAACAUCUGCAAGCCAAGUGUCCAAAAUGCAGAGUUCCAGUAAGGUGAAGUCAAACUCCAAGGGGGACUUCAGAGAGUUGAACUCUCUUACUGUCCAGGCGCAGUCCAACCAGCAGGCCUUCAUCUCAGCUCUCCAGAAGCUGGCAGACAAACAGGUUGCUCGCACCACUGCUGCCUCCAGUCAUGUCAACCUUCUGACGCAACAUUUGACCAGGCUAAACCUGGCUAGCCGGAUGUUGAGUGGAGACAAGCAAAAAAUGCACCCAUUUGCCCAUAGCCAAGGAAUCAAUGGGCCGGACCACUCUGCAACUGAUCCUCUUAGAAACAGGAUGCACCCUCCCCCAACCACCCACCCGAAAUUGGGGCACAUACACAGUCACGGGUGGAUGACAAAUGGAGAGGCUACAAGUGACAGACAGAAUCGCAGCGACUUCAGCUCCGUGAUGGGGGCUAAUCCUGAGCGCAUCUGCCAUCCUGUGCGAGGAAACCAUCAGCAUCAGUUCGCUACCCAGCAAAUGCAACAGCAAAGAAUUCCCCCACGGCGAUUCUUAGACCAGAACCAUUGUGGACACCAGGAUCAACAUUCAGAUGAAACAAACACUCCCCAUGCUGAGGUUCCCACAAAAUCUUCCAGCUUUCCUGGACCACCCCAUCACAAUCACAUCCGGACCCGUGAUAGUCCCGUUCUCUCCCCAAACCCACCCAGCGAGGCCCGAGAGGGCCCGAUCAGGAAACCAGCAACAACGCGCUUCGUCAAGCAGCCGUCCACUCAGAGGUCAGCCUAUGGAAGCGUGACCAGCGGGCAGCAUUUGGUCUACGAAGCCUUCUGUGCUAAGACAGGUCUUUCUGCGUACCGCAAACUGCUGCAGGCCCGGGAGGCCAGAUGACACCAGCGUGACCAGAGGCGCGUCCUGCCACUGUGCUGGCCUGACAGGUGUCUCUGCAUGUAACUUACGCAUACACCCAGGUACCCUGGUGUAUUCUGGGAAAGAACAACAGCCGAAAGUGUGCCAGGCUCUUAUGAAUUUGUCCGUCAUACUGCCACAGACAUGGCAGGAGAUCGCGUGCCAGGCACGGAAUUCCCAGCUUUGACGCAGGUUGGGAUUUGGUCGCACAGCCCAAUAUCAGAUGGCCUUUUCCAGCCUUCGCACGGUCUCCGCGCCAACAGUUUCCCUCCCUCAUUCUCUCCGCGCUACCGAUGCCACGGAAAGAUUUCACAGGCAGAUAGCUUUCAACAGAUGCCCCGCUGGUAUUUAGUAUGCAAGCUAUUCACAUGAACCCACCCCUGCCACCACCACCGCCACCAACCAGAGACAUCCCGUGAAUGGUAAGCACGCAAACAAGUUCCUGGCAUUAGAGACUGACUUCUAGUCCAGGAUGAAAACAAACAGUUACUAAAUCCUCACUGGUCGAAGGUUUGUUUAAUUAUAGCAACCUUUGAUUAAACUGACAUGUUUAUGUUUUUAUGGAUAGACCUACUUUAAUAACAUGAGUAAAUUGUUGUUAUUACACUGUACGUAAGUAGGCCUUUUUGGGCUGUUUCUGUAGCACAAAAGAAGAACCUUGAUUAAGUUAAUGGUGUCCAUGCAGACCAGCAUUCUCAUAGAUAUAUAAAGAGGUCACUCAGGGCGUCCUAUUAAUAAAACCAUUCUGCUGUAUAUCUUUACAUUGAGCAUAAUGUAUGUUUGUGAUCACUUUAACUGAAAUACUUGAAUUUCAAGCAUGUCAUUCUCAUAUGUUGUUGAUUAAGGUGUUUAGUUUGCGCAGAUUGUCGUAUUAAAUUUCGGGAUUUUCAUUGGUUGUCAUGUCAAACGUGUUUUUUUUGUUUUUUGUUUUUUUUACUCAGCAACAUGCUUUAGUACAAGAAUCCAAUGUUCUAAUGCAGUGUAGUUUACACGACAAUGCGUUCAAUUCCUGACUGUUUACAACACUCAUGCAUGGAAAUGGUAGCUGUUUUUUGGAAUCCAUGAUGCUGUUCAUAGCAACGUGAGACAGACAUGCCGAUCAUAUCCAAACCUACACUCAACAUUCAGUCAAUAAAAUGGAAUCU
Molecule: messenger RNA, 5313 nt
Organism: Phycodurus eques (leafy seadragon)
Lineage: Eukaryota; Metazoa; Chordata; Actinopteri; Syngnathiformes; Syngnathidae
Gene: ttll5
Product: tubulin tyrosine ligase-like family, member 5
Exons: 32
Coding region: 344-4150 (1268 amino acids)
Biological process (GO): protein polyglutamylation; microtubule cytoskeleton organization
Cellular component (GO): cilium
Molecular function (GO): tubulin-glutamic acid ligase activity; tubulin binding
Source: RefSeq, a predicted model, not a curated record